AAACCUCCGUUGCGGUCUCAAUUCCCCAUUAAUCUCAAACCAGCAACAUUCCAAGUGAGGAAUAUAGUUGCAGGUAUAAUUCCAAGGAUUGAGAAAAGCUCUGCUUCGGGAUUCCUCUAUAAUCUUGCACCAUCACCCAUCAAUCAAUUCGCAUCAUGUCGGAUCCUAUCCAGGUUGCCGGGAAGAGAAAGCGUGCCAGGACGCAAUCCUGCCCGCCUCCCGAAUUGCCCCAGCUCGUUGCGGAACAGCACACUCCCAUCCCUGCUCAUGACAAGGAGACCCAGCGUCUGAUUGUCGUUCUCUCCCAUGCCAGCUUGGAAACCUACCGGGCUUCCAGCGGACGCAAUGGUUCCGGUCGUGAUGAGAAGUACUCCCUGCUCAACAGCGAUGAGCACAUUGGUGUCAUGCGUAAGAUGAACCGGGAUAUCAGUGAGGCUCGCCCGGAUAUCACACAUCAGUGCCUGCUCACCCUGCUCGACUCCCCCGUGAACAAGGCGGGUAAGCUGCAGAUCUUCAUCCACACUGCCAAGGGUGUCUUGAUCGAAGUGAACCCUAGCGUGCGCAUCCCUCGUACCUUCAAGCGAUUCGCUGGUUUGAUGGUGCAGCUGCUGCACCGCCUCUCCAUCCGUUCCACCAACUCCCAGGAGAAGCUCCUGAAGGUCAUCAAGAACCCCAUCACCGACCACCUUCCCCCCAACUGCCGCAAGGUGACCCUCAGUUUCGAAGCCCCCGUGGUGCGCACUCGCGACUACAUCGAAUCGCUGGGCCCCAAGGAGAGCGUCUGUAUCUUCGUGGGUGCCAUGGCCAAGGGACACGAUGACUUUGCCGACUCCUUCAAGGACGACACGAUUUCCAUCAGUAACUACAGCUUGAGUGCCAGUGUCGCAUGCAGCAAGUUCUGCCAUGCCGCCGAGGAGGUGUGGGACAUUGUCUGAGCGCAGGACCUCGGACGCUCCUAUCCCGCUUCUCAGGAAUGGCCAAAGCUUGACGAGGUGACGAAUUUCCUUGCGCCCAUACAUCUGAAAUGGUACGAUCGAGAAACGGUCAGCGGGUCCUAGCUCGGGGACAAACCUGUCUUCCGCGCGUUGUUCGCGUAUUCUCUCUGCCUUGGGUGUAUUUGCAUCGCUU
Molecule: messenger RNA, 1128 nt
Organism: Aspergillus costaricaensis CBS 115574
Lineage: Eukaryota; Fungi; Ascomycota; Eurotiomycetes; Eurotiales; Aspergillaceae
Product: 18S rRNA pseudouridine methyltransferase
Exons: 3
Coding region: 156-935 (259 amino acids)
Biological process (GO): rRNA base methylation
Cellular component (GO): small-subunit processome; nucleolus
Molecular function (GO): rRNA binding; rRNA (pseudouridine) methyltransferase activity
Source: RefSeq, a predicted model, not a curated record